Molecule: messenger RNA, 1650 nt
Organism: Adineta ricciae
Lineage: Eukaryota; Metazoa; Rotifera; Eurotatoria; Adinetida; Adinetidae
Source: the annotation of a GenBank genome assembly
AUGAUUGGAGACCUGCUCGGUGAUUGUAAAUAUCCUUAUACUAAAAAAAUUUCACCCGAUCAUUUGAUAAUACUGGUUAACAACAUAACACAAUCUUUUUCUCAGAUCAGUUCGUUGUCAAACAGUCAAUUCAUUUUUCCGUCUCUUCAUGGAACUCUGAGCUUGCCAAAGAUUGCCUCCGCAACUACCAAUACGAUCGACCGUCAUCAGGCAAGGAUCGUUGCGGGCAAUGCAGAAAAUUUACGUACACAUCUUGACUCGAUGUACAAACUGCUGCGACCCGACGAUCGCCUCACCCUGAUGGUACAGUUGGAAAGUGGUUUUCCAAACCGUUUUCGCUACCUAGUCAUUGUAACAUGCGUGGGAAGACAAGAAACAGAAGAAUCGGCUAUUCUUGGUUUCGAUGUCGAUACAAACGAUAUUACAAUCGGCAUGUCAUUGCCAAUAUGGGCCGAUUUAGAUAUAUCACUCGACGGUGAUGGUGGUUUCAAAGUAACUUCUUACGAACGAUGUCAUAUUUUCAAGCCGGUGAGCGUACAAGCACUAUGGACUGCAUAUCAGAGUUUACACAAAGCAUCCAAUCAAGCACGUCUUUAUAAUUAUAUUGUUAACAAUGAUUUAACACAUACAUGGAUUGAAUAUUAUCGUAAUCCAGAUAUUCGUUCAAAUCAAACCUAUGUUAAUGAAUGGAAUCAAAUGGAUGAUAUUCUAUCACAUCGUAGUGAUUCACCUCAUUUAUAUCAACCGCUAUCGUCAGAUGAAGAAACGUUACGUUCAAGAAUACAUGUGAAAUUAAAAGAAAUCAUGCUACAAGUUGAUCUUGAUGAAGUGACAUCGAAAUUUUUACGUGAGCAAUUAGAAAAUACUUUUCAAAUGUCCUUGUCUCCUUAUAAACAGUAUAUCGAUGACGUUAUGUUACAAAUUCUUGCUCAAAUGGAUAAACCAACAAUGAUACUCCCGCAUUUAUAUCUCGGCUCCGAAUGGAACGCAUCCAAUUUUGAAGAAUUGAAAGCAAAUAACAUUGGCUAUGUGCUGAAUGUAUCUCGAGAAAUCGACAAUUUCUUUCCUGGUCAUUUUAAAUAUUUAAAUGUUCGUGUGCAUGAUCAUGAUGAUGCGGAUUUAUUAAAAGAAUGGGAGAAAACAUUCCGAUUCAUCAAUGAAGCAAAAGCUAAUAAUCAAUGUUGUUUAGUACACUGUAAGAUGGGUAUUAGUCGAUCUGCAUCGACGGUAUUAGCAUAUCUUAUGAAAGAAAGCAAUCAUUCAUUUGCUGAUGCUUUGGAGCAUGUGAAGAAACGACGAUCAUGUAUUAACCCAAAUGGUGGAUUUAGAAAUCAGUUAUUGAUAUAUGAAGGAAUUCUAGCGGCAAAUAAAACAUUCCGAAGUAAAAUAAAUGACAGUCAGACAACUACAACAACUAUUGGCAAAAAAACAGUAACUAUUCCAGCGAUAUCUUCGUCAUCAUCGUCAUCGACGUCCAAGAGUACUCCGUCUACUCCUACUGAGCACUCGCCACCAUCGAAUCCUUCCAUAGUUGUCAUGCGAACACGAUCCCCGAAUAGAUCCAGUGCUGUUGUCGUUGUUCCACGACAAGCAACUGAACAUUGUAAACAAACAUCACAGGUAGCUGCGCGGCCGAAUUCGAUGAUUUAA